GAGAGAGAGAGAGAGAGAGAGAGAGAGAGAUAAUACAGAUAGAGAUAAAACGAAAUUUCGUGAAGAAUGGACGUGGAUAUUUUUCUGGAAUUGACAAUGCUGAGGAAGGCGUAGGUCUCCCAAGCCUCUGCGAUUAUACUUCAAUGGAGAUUAAUGUGGGCAGUUUUCAGCUCAUCUACUUCCAACCACUCUGCCUAUAGUCCAUCCCAAUGGCCUCUCUUUCUCUCACUCUCUCUCUCUCUCGCGCGCCGUGUGGUUUAAUUUAUAGCUGUCCAUCCGCCACUUGCCACUCUUAUUACUUAAACAACACGAAGCCCUCUGCCCUCGAAAAGUCCGUUUCUUCCCACUCUAAUACCAGGAUCCAGUAAGCUACCUUCACCAUCCAUGGCUAUGCACUAGUUCCUUUCUGGAUCUUCUUAUUUAUUUUGAAUCCUUCACUGCAAUAAACCCAUUGAAUAGAUCCUUCUGCUUCCCCUCUCAGUUCAGUAAAUAUGGGUGCCUGUUUCUUGGACCAACUCAAAGCUCAGCCAGUUUGGGUUCUCGUGUUUUUCGCCGUGGGUUCUCUGUGCCUUCUGAAAUCCUUCUUGGGCAUUCUCAAGUGGGUCUACGCUUGUUUUCUCAGACCCCCCAAGAAUCUCAAGAAAUACGGGUCGUGGGCGGUGGUGACAGGACCUACGGACGGUAUCGGUAAGGGGUUCGCCUUUGAGCUCGCUCGGAAAGGGCUCAAUUUGGUCUUGGUGGGUCGGAAUCCUAGUAAGCUAAAGGAUGUUUCGGACUCGAUUCAGUCCAAAUACGGGAAGAUCCAGAUCAAGACUGUUGUAGUUGAUUUCGCCGGCGAUCUCGACGAGGGUAUUAAAAGGAUUGGGGAAGCAAUCGAAGGUUUGGAUGUUGGGGUUUUGAUUAACAACGUUGGUAUUUCGUACCCGUAUGCGAAGUUCUUCCACGAAGUGGAUGAGGAGCUUUUGAGGAAUUUGAUUAAAGUUAAUGUUGAGGGAACCACAAAGGUUACGCAUGCUGUUCUGCCUGGGAUGCUGAAGAGGAAAAGAGGCGCAAUUGUGAAUAUUGGGUCGGGUGCUGCAAUUGUGAUCCCCUCUGAACCGCUCUACGCUGUUUACGCUGCCACAAAAUCGUAUAUUGAUCAAUUCUCGAGGAGCCUUUAUGUUGAAUAUAAGAAGAGUGGGAUUGAUGUGCAGUGUCAGGUCCCAUUAUAUGUGGCGACAAGGAUGGCAUCAAUCAGGAAAUCUUCCUUCUUUGUUCCCUCUAUAGAUGGGUAUGCCCGGGCAGCUGUACACAGUAUAGGCUAUGAACCUCGAUGCACACCUUACUGGCCCCAUUCUCUUCUCUGGGGUUUGGCAUCAUUGGUGCCUGAGUCUGCUAUCGAUGCAUGGCGUCUCGGGUUCUGCCUCAAGAUUAGAAAGAGGGGACAACUGAAGGAAUCCAUGAAGAAGGAAUAAACUGUUCUUUCUUCAUCAUCCAAUUAUGGAGGUGGACUGGUAUGGGCAGUUCCAUUGGCUGAUCAAGUAUCAGCAUGCUUUCUGUUUGGAAGUCAUAGAUCUUUUUUUCAUAUUUGAGUUGUAGACUUUGCAUGGUUAUGUGAGUUUGUUAAUUUAUAAUCUGCUGUACUGUUCUUCCAUGAGUCUAGUAAUUUGGAUUUUUCCUAUUUUCCUAUCAA
Malania oleifera is the source of this 1672-nucleotide messenger RNA. Its product is annotated as very-long-chain 3-oxoacyl-CoA reductase 1-like. NCBI's taxonomy places the organism in Eukaryota, Viridiplantae, Streptophyta, Magnoliopsida, Santalales, Ximeniaceae. Gene Ontology annotation, cellular component: endoplasmic reticulum. The record is from RefSeq and is a predicted model, not a curated record. The transcript has 3 exons. Bases 492 to 1454 code for a protein of 320 amino acids. Gene Ontology annotation, molecular function: ketoreductase activity.